Miscanthus lutarioriparius is the source of this 678-nucleotide messenger RNA. The record is from the annotation of a GenBank genome assembly. Lineage: Eukaryota; Viridiplantae; Streptophyta; Magnoliopsida; Poales; Poaceae.
AUGGCGGCAGGGCUGCAGGUGUUCGGACAGCCGGCGUCCACCGACGUCGCGAGGGUCCUGACCUGCCUCUUCGAGAAGAACCUCGAGUUCGAGCUCGUCCGCACCGACACCUUCAAGAAGUCGCACAAGCUCCCCGAGUUCAUCAAGCUCAGGGAUCCUACUGGACAGGCGACUUUCAAGCACGGUGACAAAACAAUCGUUGAUUCCAGGGCGAUUUGCCGGUACCUGUGCACGCAGUUCCCGGACGACGGGUACAAGAAGCUGUACGGGACGGGGUCGUUGGAGCGGGCGUCCAUCGAGCAGUGGCUGCAGGCGGAGGCGCAGAGCUUCGACGCGCCGAGCUCGGAGCUGGUGUUCCAUCUGGCGUUCGCGCCGCACCUCAAGGACGUGCGCCCCGACGAGGCCCGCGUCGCUGAGAACGAGAAGAAGCUGCACAACAUGCUGGCCGUCUACGACGACAUCCUCUCCAAGAACGAGUACCUCGCCGGCGACGACUUCACCCUCGCCGACCUCUCCCACCUCCCCAACUCCCACUACAUCGUCAACUCCUCCGACAGGGGCAGGAAGCUCUUCACCGCCAGGAAGCACGUCGCCAGGUGGUACGACAAGAUCUCCACCCGCGAGUCGUGGAGGCAGGUCAUCAAGAUGCAGAGGGAGCACCCCGGCACCUUCGAGUGA